Molecule: messenger RNA, 1093 nt
Organism: Exophiala xenobiotica
Lineage: Eukaryota; Fungi; Ascomycota; Eurotiomycetes; Chaetothyriales; Herpotrichiellaceae
Exons: 1
Coding region: 173-1093 (306 amino acids)
Source: RefSeq, a predicted model, not a curated record
UAUUGUGCGAUCCAUCCUUCAUUUCCCUCAUAAUCAUCUUCUUCUACUUUCUACUUCCACUUCCUGGCGAAGACUCUUGCUGGCAAGAUCAUACAGUUUUGCAUUUUACACUUACAGAAUCUUUUUUUACGAUUGCCGCCCUCGAACGGAUCCAACAAGACCAUCCCUCAAGAUGCUCACAAAACAACUCCUCCUCACACCGUCCUACCCCUCCUCAAACGCCGCAGUCCUCUCCCCAGCCAAACGCUUCCGCAAAUCUCUCACCACAGUCCUACACAUAGCGAGUCUAGUCUUCACUUUUCUCUCCAUGUCCCUCUUCGCAGCCGCCAUCCCCCGCUGGAACGCCAACUUCUUCCACAAUACCGGCCCAUCCCGCGGCGACUGGACAGACGGCAUGCCUCUCGGCCCUCUGGUCUUUGCCCUCCUGUACCACACGGGAACACUGAUCCACUCCCGCAGCAUCCAAAAGAUCCGCCCUUCCAACACCAACAACACCCUCCCCAACAAUACCCUGACGUCCCGCCGAACGCUGCUCAUCGACGCCGCCGUAUCCAGCCUUAUCCUCGUCACACUCUUCCCAUCGCUAUUCCUCGCCGGCUAUGGCUCGCUCUUCCGCUUCUGGCGCCCCGCCAUGCGCACACAGUCCGGCGGCGUACCGUGCACGAUGCUCAACGUCUUCUCUCGCGAGUGUCAGCCUGUCUUGUACUCCGUCGGCAAUCUUCAACUCGCCGGCAUCGUCUUUGGCUGUACGGUGUGGAUGUGCCAUUUCGCGCUAUUGCUGGUCACGCUGAGAAACGUCCGCAGACACAGUCUGAUCAAAAAAGUUCAGAGUGAGAAGUGGACGCAAUUCACCAACUCCUCGUCGUCGUCCGACGGUGGCUCCACGAGGAGUGCGAGCCGAAGUGCACGUUCCAGGACGCUGUCGAUCAAGGCGUACUACACGCAUGGAAAUCGACGAGGUCCAGGAAGUCGGACGGCCUCUCGCGAUGGAUCAGCGGAGCGACGAAGCGGUUCACGACUAGCGACUGGGUCGGGCGAUGAGGUACAGAUCCCCAUAGAGAGCCGCCCCCCUGUAUUGCAGCGGAAUGCUUGA